Cicer arietinum (chickpea) is the source of this 889-nucleotide messenger RNA. RefSeq names its product protein EMBRYO DEFECTIVE 514. The record is from RefSeq and is a predicted model, not a curated record. Lineage: Eukaryota; Viridiplantae; Streptophyta; Magnoliopsida; Fabales; Fabaceae. Gene Ontology annotation, biological process: nucleologenesis; chloroplast rRNA processing; chloroplast organization. Gene Ontology annotation, cellular component: nucleus; chloroplast.
UUUUAAUUAAAAUAACAUUUGGAACAAGAACCCUUUACGUUUGUUAAAAAAAAAAGAACCCUCACGUUCGUACCAAUGGCGGAAACCGCUGCACCCAAACCAGAAGUCCUCGACCCCAGCACCACAGAUGCCGCCGCCGCCGUAGACAUGGUUGUUGAAAACGCAAUGAAUGAAGAAUCCAAUCAGAAGCGGACCAGAGAAGAGGGCGAAAUAGAAGGUGUUUCGAAGAAGCAAAAGGUGGACGCUGAAGAGGAUGGGGAAGAUGAAAAAGCAGAAGCAGAAGAGAAGAAACCAUCAGGUCCUGUGAAAUUAGGUCACAAAACUUUCGGAAAUUCAUUGGAGUUAUUCGAUUACUUCAACAGUUUCCUUCACGAUUGGGCUCCCAAUCUUAAUGUUAACAAGUAUGAACAUAAGAUGUUACUGGAAUUGAUUAUGAAAGGUCAUCCUGAGCCCGAUAAAAAGAUUGGUGGAGAAAUUUGUGCUUUCCAAGUCCGCAGACAUCCUAUGUGGAAAAGCAAAUGCUUCUUUCUCAUUAGGGAGGAUGAAUCUGCUGAUGAUUUUAGCUUCCGUAAAUGUGUGGAUCAUAUUCUUCCCUUGCCUGAAGCGAUGCAAGUGAAACAUGAUGCAAACAGGGCAUUAGGUGGUUCUGGUGGAGCAAAGCGUCGUGGUGGGAGAGGAGGUUCACGUGGACAUGGGAGAAAGGGAAAGUCCAGACAUUGAGUGCAGUGAGUAGCUACUCUUAGUCUUGGUUGUGUUUUAAGAUUUUAGUGUUUAUCUGUGAGCUUGUUCCAUGUUUCCUUCUACUAGUAAAUGUAUUACUCAGAUUUGAUUUUUUAUUACUAGUUGUUAUGUUUAUGCCAUGAUCCUUAUUGCUAAUGUUUUGUCUUCA